CUUGAAAGCAAUAUUCACUUUGAUUCCAUACAAAAACCAAAUCGUAAGCUUUUGUAAGACAUAUAAUGAACGGAACAUCGUGGGCUGACCAGUGGGACAACUCUGCCAAAGGAGGCCGCAUAGGGGGCGGCGCCGUUGUAGGAAGCAGCGGAGGUGGAGCUACUUCAAACACUGCUAAGUACAAGGAGAAACUGGGACAAGGGCUAGGCAAGACGAAAGCUGUAGCUUCUUCUGGUUUUAAGAAGCUCAAGACAGGCUCUGCCCUUGGUUUCCGUUGGGUCAAGGACAAGUAUCACAAAACCACAAACAAACAUUAAACAUCUAGUAUAUUGUAAAAUUCUUCACUUUGUCCAAUAAUAUGUUUGAUGUAUAAUUUUUUUUUUUAGGUUUUUUGAUUUUAAUGUUUAACUAGAUUUUGACCCGCGCAACCGCGCGGGUGUUUAUUUGCGUUUAUAGUUAGUUAUAUAAAUAUUUUGUUUUUACUUGUAAAUUGGUAUAUAUUAUAGUAACCACAUAUUUACCAUAUGUAUAGUAAAUGUUUUUCAAACAUAAUAAUAUUAUAUAAUAAGUGUUUUAAUCAAAUAGGUUGUUCAAAUUUUCUAUGUUAUACAUGUUUUUCAAACAUGUGUUUGUUUCUUCUUCUAUAUUUUAUUGUUUGUUAGAUUAGUAUUUCAUUUUUAGAUAAAAGUAAUAUAAAUAGAACUUGAUUAAAUAUUAGUAUACUUUAAUUUGCAAAGAUAAUAUAAACUUCAAAGAAUGUUUUUUUAAAAACUACACUUAUAGCUUCAUAAAUUAAUAUUAUAAAGAAUUUUAUUAAAAGAAUUUUUUAAACAAUUUUUUUUAAACAAUAUAAUUUUAAAAAUUUACAUCGAAAUAAAUUUAUUUAAUAUAUAUAGCGUGUAAAUUUUGUUAGGGUAUAUAAAUAUUCCAUAUUAAUAAUCUGUGAUUUUUGUUAAUAUA
Messenger RNA from Eruca vesicaria subsp. sativa (arugula), 960 nucleotides. NCBI's taxonomy places the organism in Eukaryota, Viridiplantae, Streptophyta, Magnoliopsida, Brassicales, Brassicaceae. The record is from the annotation of a GenBank genome assembly.